This is a messenger RNA of Periconia digitata, 517 nucleotides long. The record is from the annotation of a GenBank genome assembly. Lineage: Eukaryota; Fungi; Ascomycota; Dothideomycetes; Pleosporales; Periconiaceae.
CCACUAACUAUUACAUGGUCUUCGACGGCAGACAAUACGGGCGACUUUAUAGUACUGUAUUGGACUUUUGAUUAUCGCCUGUUUUUUGGUUCCUUUAUCGUGGCCACUAUCGCUGUGUGUAGGAUUACCCAAAAUCCAACUCGGAAAUCAAUUGUAGUACUGUAUUACAGUCUUUGCGGUAACAUCAUUUUCUCUGUACUUGUAUCGCGGUGUAUAGGGGACACCCAAACCCUCACUAUAACCUACAUUCAUCUCGAUAGUACUUUAUCACGAAGAGAAGCUCGGGAAUUCAAGAACCCCUGAAAGGAACCUAGCUUGCCCAAAGAAGUGAUUGCUCUCCAUGGGGAGAAAAUACACACACAUGCACACACAGUCCCCUAUCCCCCCCCCCCCCCCCACCACGCUCGCUUCCUCCAAAGUCCCACUCACUCACUCACUCACUCACUCCCAGAUACACGUCGGAACUCCGUCAGCUCAAACCAGAGUCCCUCAAUUGUCCUCCUCAUUUCUCCUUUGA